Messenger RNA from Daktulosphaira vitifoliae (grape phylloxera), 681 nucleotides. RefSeq lists its product as uncharacterized. The coding region runs from base 205 to 630 and encodes 141 amino acids. The transcript has 3 exons. The record is from RefSeq and is a predicted model, not a curated record. NCBI's taxonomy places the organism in Eukaryota, Metazoa, Arthropoda, Insecta, Hemiptera, Phylloxeridae.
UUGAUAAUUUUCAGUUGAUCAAAAAGUGCGAUUAUUGAAUCACACGGUUUGUGUUGUGUUAUAAUUGUUUGUAUGAUACUUUUUUUAGAUAUAUUUUCUAUUGAAAGCUGAGUAUUAUUUAUCAAUAAUACUAAUACAGAUUUCACACAAAUAGUAGACUAAAUUAAAUUAUCUGAUAGCAUUUCAUUAACCCUAUUACACAUCAUGAUACCUACUCAUAAUUUAACGAAAUUAUUGUUAGUCAUUGGAGUUCUGUUUAUUCUUGCGUGUAGUGUAAGCUCACGAUCAUCAAAUCCAAAUAAAGACAGUCGACCCGUAAAAGAACCUAGUUCUUCAGAAUUAGAUUCUCUACCAGAAAAUGAAAAUCAAGAAGAAUCAUUGAAUGACUUGCAAUUAGGUAGUCAAUCAGGACUUAAGCGUCGUCCCAAUAGAUGCCCUUUAUGUGAUUCCAGCGUAUACAGUUAUUGUUCUGACAAAUUAUUGCAUGAUGCUUGUUGUUGCUUGGAUCCACAAGACUUACCAAAUGAAUGCCAAUUUGCUGAUUGCAGUUUUCUUCAUUCAAAUACGUGCAAAGAACACCGUCUUAUAACUGCUUGCUGUUGUAACCAGUUCACAGCGCAUAAAAAAUAAUUAUUUUCUCAGAUAUGCUUCUAAAUAUUUUUUAUAUUUACUCUAUUGCAA